Fusarium odoratissimum NRRL 54006 is the source of this 2070-nucleotide messenger RNA. RefSeq lists its product as uncharacterized. The record is from RefSeq and is a predicted model, not a curated record. The transcript is spliced from 3 exons. The coding region runs from base 1 to 2070 and encodes 689 amino acids. NCBI's taxonomy places the organism in Eukaryota, Fungi, Ascomycota, Sordariomycetes, Hypocreales, Nectriaceae.
AUGACUCACACCUGGGAUCCAAAGUCGGCACCACUUACCACUGCCGAAGAAGAGCUCCUAACUGGGAGCAAGGCGGUGUCUAAGCUCAGUCAAUCACAAUUGGACUCAUUCAAUGCCUGGGUAGGAUCUAAGAAUCCAGGAGUACUCGAGGCAAAGUCCUGGAUCACAAGAGGGAACGAUCUCUAUUACAACACCUUCUCUUACUCCGAGCUAGUUCUAAUGAUAAAGCGGGCCAAAUACCUCUACAGUAAUGAGGGCAAUAUCGAGGACAAGGUCGACUUUAUCAUACGAAAGCCAGGCCUCGGCUUACCUCUUGGCCACAUGCCUGACCAAAAGGACCGUUUCCCUUUGCUGUUCAUGGAGGAUAAUUACGAGAAUGGCUGGCGAGCUGCCACCUUACUUAUCCGCGAGAGUUGCAUGCUUAAGCUUAUCAAUGAGCUCUCUGAUAAGCCGGAGUGGUGGCGUAAAGUUAAAGACGAAGCUAUCUCCAGCAAGUGGAAGAAAGAGGCGUUGGAAAUGGACUGGACUUCUUAUCGGAAGCACGCUGACUUUACCUCCGCUAUGGCCGAUGCAUGCAUCAGUGAGCUGCGAAACAAAGCAGAACUAUACGAGAAGGCCGGUUUAAUGCCUGUUUACGACUAUACAACCACAGUUAUCAAAUCGGACAGUUUACUGACACCUGACCUGGCCAAAGCUCUCCAGGAGGGCGUGAAGCCAUUGGAAGACGUCCCCUCAGAGUUGAAAGACUGGCAUCCCAACUCCAAAGAGCAAGUCCUGGAUCUUGUGCAUCCUUCGCUGUGGCCAUUGAUCUAUGGUCGCUCCAGGGUCCUCAAUGACAGAGUCAUUGAAGUCGAUAAUGCCCUUGCUUCCUGUGGUACCGGCGUCGUACCGCGCGCACCGGGGUCCGAGCAGACAACGCACAUCAUCGGAGAAGGCGGCUUCUGUGAGGACGAGGUCGUGGUGCUGUCAAACAAGUUCCAGUGGUUGCCAUGCGAUGUUGACCUUGACCCUGAGACAGGCAAAGCCAAGAUUGCGAGUUACAUUAACAAUCUCCAUCCACAAGAACAUGCCCAUCUCUAUCCCAUCAUUGAAAAGUUCAUCGAAAAGUCACUACCAGCUUGGGACAUCAUCUACGACUGGGAAAACACCUUUUCUGUGCAGCGCCUCACAACCACUGAGGCUGAAUAUGAUGAGUGCCCCUGCCCUGAUCUCUGUGACAUUGAGGACGGCUAUGGCUGCACUCCAUGGAGACGUCCUAUUGGUGAGGGUGAAGAGCCUAGAUAUGACGUCGACUCAUGGGAAGAAAUGCUGGCAGAUGGUGAGGAAGAUGAUUGUGAGCCAGAUUAUUACGAACUGGGUGCAGAGAAGGCAGAGGAUUAUAAGACGAAUCCGGAACGCAGAAACCUGGAUGACGCUUGGUUUGCAUCAACGCAUUCUGCCAAGCUCCCCGACGCCGACCCAAGCGCAAAGGACCAUAUGAGGAUUCAACCUUCAGAUGUGAAAGCGAAUGGGUUCUUCAACAGUAGCAGUCAAAUUCAGGUUAUUGUCAAGCUUGCUAAUAUUCACCUGACGCCUGAGAAGCCCGUCUACAAUGGUGGUUCGUGGCAUACAGAAGGCCUGCUAAACGAGCAUAUUGUCAGCACGGCUCUUUACUACUACGACAGCGAGAAUAUUACUGAUUGCACUUUGGACUUCCGGACCUGCGCUGAUAAGGAAGACUUGGCUGCCGAGAUCUCCUAUGAGCAAUACAGGCAUGAUCCAAUUGAGCGAACUUUUGAUAUUACUCUGGGAGGGAGCAUCUUCCAGGAUAUUGGUUCUGUUCUUACCAAAGCUGGCAGGGCACUAUUCUUUCCCAAUGUCUUGCAACAUCAUGUUUCGCAAUUCAGACUCGCCGAUCCUACCAAACCCGGUCAUAGAAAGAUUCUCGCGUUGUUCCUUGUCGACCCAGCGAUCCCCAUCGUCAGUGCUUCCAACGUACCGCCGCAGCAGAAGCACUGGUGGACAACUCAUUCAGGGUUGGAAUCCGGAUGUGGCAUAAUGCCACCUGAGUUAAUUGAAAAAGGUGGUUGA